This is a messenger RNA of Striga hermonthica, 1212 nucleotides long. Lineage: Eukaryota; Viridiplantae; Streptophyta; Magnoliopsida; Lamiales; Orobanchaceae. The record is from the annotation of a GenBank genome assembly.
AUGCCGAUGAAUCCUCAGUUGGAUUCAUCAAUGGUGGAUUUACAGCUUGAUAAAGGACAGACUUUUGACCAAGAUAAGAAAGGGAGGUUAGUGGAUGAUGAAGACACUGUACUGGCUACAAGUAAUAUGGCUGUUAGCAUGUCACAGCCAGCUGAUGCUCUGUCAUACGGAACAACUCUUGAAUCGGGUUUGGAUGAUAAGUUAAAUGAUGCCUUUGUGAUUGAAUUGCAAAAAGACUUGGAUAGGAAAUCGAGUCAAUUAGACAUCGCGGAACUGAAGAUCCAAGGUUUAGCGGAUGAGGUUUCGAAGCUUGGCAAGGAACUGGAGAUGAGUCGGAAGCUUCUUGAUGAAUCUCAGAUGAAUUGUGCUCAUUUGGAGAACUCUCUACAUCAAGCGAGAAAAGAAGCCCAAACCAAUCUAUGUGCUGCUGAUCGUAAGGCUUCGGAGUACAGCACAUUGCGGAUCGCUGCUGUCAAAAUGCAUGGGCAUUUUGAAAGGCUGAAAAAUUGUGUUUUGUUAGCUGGGUUGGCAAAUUUUUCCGAGUAUUUGCAGGAUUUAGCUCAAUCUAUAGGCAGUGUUGCCGAUGGAAGUGAAGAUGACGGUACAACCGAGUUCCGUGAGUGUCUUCUUAUGCUUGCUGAUAAAGUUGGUGUUUUGUCUAGACAGCGUGCUGAGUUGCUCGACAGGCACUCCAAAACCGAGGCUGCAAAUGAACAGCUUAGUAAGGAGCUAGCUGAAAAGAGUGAGUUAGUCAAUACUCUUUCCUUCAGGCAUCAACUGGAAAAAAAGCAGGGGAACAAAGAGAAGAUAUCUUUUGGUCGGCUAGAAGUGCAUGAAAUAGCCGCAUUCAUUCUAAACUCCACUGGCUUCUAUGAGGCGAUCAACCGUAACAACUCUUACUAUUUUCUUUCGUCCGAGUCUUUGGCCUUAUUCACUGACAACCUCACCAGCCGGCCCAACUACAUAAUCGGCCAAAUUGUGCAUAUUGAGCGGAGGACCGCCAAAUCAGCGCCCUCAUCAACUUCCGAACGUGCUGGCGACACCAAGGACAGAGUUGACAUUCUGAUGUCCGAGGUGGGGACCAAACAGUUGACCUUGACUUCAGAGAUAACACAGUUAGAAAAUCCGUACGGGCUUACGGUCGGGUGUGAAUAUCUCUUAGUUACCAUAGCCAUGUUACCUGACACGACGAUUCAUUCGCCUCUUUCCUGA